AUGUUUUCAAUUUCGCAAAAUACAUUUGACUCUGUUAGCACAGAUUGGCUUGCUGAAAAUAUUGAUGAUACAGUUAUACCAGUUGAUGGAUCAUGGUAUAUGCCAAAUGCUAAUAAAGAUCCACAUAAAGAAUAUUUGGAUAAAAGAAUCAAAAAUGCAAGGUUUUUUGGAAUAGAUACAAUUAAAGAUAAUGAUACGACGUUACCACAUAUGUUACCAUCAGCUGAAAAAUUUGCUGAAGCUAUGGGUAAAUUGGGAAUUUCUGAAACUGAUUAUAUAAUUUGUUAUGAUGCUAUUGGAGUAUUUUCUAGCCCAAGAAUUUACUGGACUCUUAAACCUAAAGUUUAUAAAUUACCAGAAGUAAGAACUGACCUUAUAAGAACUUAUGAACAAAUAAGAAAGAAUAUUAAAGAAGGACCUGAUUCACCAAAUUAUGAACAACUAAUUGAUGCAAGACCUGAGCCAAGACCUGGAUUACCUAGUGGACAUAUGCCAUAUUCAAUAUCAUUACCUUUCGAUAAAGUGAUUGAUCCAAAAACCAAACGAACAUUAUUGGAUGAUGAUUCAUUGAAAAAAUUGAUUGAAUCAAAGUCAAUUGAUCUAGAAAAACCUAUCGUAUUAAGUUGUGGUAGCGGUAUAACUGCGUCUAUAUUAUAUGUUGCUUUAGAAAAAUUGGGAGCAAAAAAACUUUCUGUUUAUGAUGGGAGUUGGACCGAAUACGCUAAUGGAAAUGGCAAUGUUAGAUACUUUGUGAUUAUUGUAGAGAAUUGCAAAGCGGGUAUAAAUUAUAUAUAUCAAUAUAUAAUUGUAGCAUGCGAAAUUCGUAGAGUUGCCGAUUACAAUGCGCUUCAUAGACCACCACAACCAGAAUCUCAUGAAAAAAAAAAAUAUUACAAAAUUGGAAAAACAUUAGGUUCAGGAGCUUAUGCGUCAGUAAAAGAAGCAGUAAAAACAACUACAGGCCAUAAGGUUGCGAUAAAAGUUAUUCAAAAACGUAAAGUAAGAAAUCAAGAAGACAUGGUUUACAAAGAAAUGGAAAUAUUAUCCAAACUAGACCAUCCUAAUAUUGUGAAAUUUUAUGAUUGGUUCGAAUCAAGAGAUAAAUACUAUCUGGUAUUUGAACUUGCGACAGGUGGAGAAUUAUUUGAAAGAUUGAUUGAUGUUGGCAAAUUUACAGAAUCUGAUGCUAUAGAAAUUCUCAAGACUAUACUUGGAGCUGUCAAAUAUCUUCAUGAACAUAAUAUUGUACAUCGAGAUCAUGAAAACGAUAUCAUGUCCACACACUGUGGUUCUUAUGCCUAUGCAGCACCAGAAAUUCAUAAAAGAAUGACAUAUUCAAAAUCAGUAGAUCUUUGGAGUAUUGGAUUAUGUGGUUAUCCACCAUUUCGUUCAGAGGAUCAUGCAGCACUUUUUCAAGAAGUGACAACAGCACGCAUAAAAUUUGAACCACGUCAUUGGAAACAUGUUUCAGAGGAUGCCCAAGAUUUCAUUCUUGAUUUGUUAAGAUUGAAUCCAAACAAACGACCUACAGCAGAAGAAGCAUUGCACCAUAAAUGGUUGACGGGUAAAAGUACAUCAGAUAUAGAUUUGUUUGGAGAUAUUAUGGAGAAUUUCAAUGCUCGUAAAACAUUUCGUAAAGCAGUCGGGGCAGUACAAGCAGCCAAUAGACUUGAGAAGAAUAAGAAGAACAAUUCAGCUGACAACAAUACAAAAAGAUUUAGUAGUGAUUUUGAGAAAGAUGACGGAUAUUACGAUGAUAGUGAUGCUAGUGUUGAUGAUGUUAAUAAUUUAAUAAUAGAAGAAAUUUAUGAAGACAAUCAAAAAAUUGCAAUUGUAUAA
Messenger RNA from Entrophospora candida, 1839 nucleotides. Lineage: Eukaryota; Fungi; Glomeromycota; Glomeromycetes; Entrophosporales; Entrophosporaceae. The record is from the annotation of a GenBank genome assembly.